UUUAAGAUUUGUACUAAAAAAAUUUUUCCGUAUAUUACUCCACUUUUUUGGCAAUAAAUGUAAAGCUUAAGUGAAAAAAUUUCAAAUGGCUUCUGCAGACGAGGACCCUAUGUCUCCAAAAUUCUUUCCAACAGGAAUGACACGAAAGGAUAAAGCAGUUUUGUUAGAAGUGUUACGUUCAGGACUUGAAGAAGGACCUAUGCGAAAUCCUAACCAUCCUUACAAUCGCUUUAGGAUACCACCUGGUCGCGCAAUUUUUGCACCAAUGGAGGAAAGAUCAUUUUGGACAUGCUUAAAAGACUUUUUCCACAAUUUGGUUUGGUAUAUCUUAACUGCAGCAUCUGAAACGUUGAGGACAUGGCAAAAUGAUUAUUAUAGGGCACGUUCAAGAAAUUAUAACGGCUAUUAUAAAAGCAUACAAACAUAAAAAUUUGAAGUUUUUAUAAAUAUAACAAAAAAAUAUUGGAGUCCUGAUAGAAGCUUGUGAAAAAAAACUCUUAAUCAAAAAAUGCUUAUAUGACAUGAAAAUUAAGUUCUAUAUGCAAGACGUUAAGAUAGUAUCUUGACUUUCGAUAAUGCAUCUAAUAAAAUUUGGAAAUAAUC
Molecule: messenger RNA, 603 nt
Organism: Teleopsis dalmanni
Lineage: Eukaryota; Metazoa; Arthropoda; Insecta; Diptera; Diopsidae
Exons: 2
Coding region: 86-427 (113 amino acids)
Source: RefSeq, a predicted model, not a curated record